Molecule: messenger RNA, 2067 nt
Organism: Aspergillus ibericus CBS 121593
Lineage: Eukaryota; Fungi; Ascomycota; Eurotiomycetes; Eurotiales; Aspergillaceae
Product: MFS multidrug transporter
Exons: 3
Coding region: 460-2067 (535 amino acids)
Biological process (GO): transmembrane transport
Molecular function (GO): transmembrane transporter activity
Source: RefSeq, a predicted model, not a curated record
UCGAAGGCUGUGUAUGAUACCUGAGAUCGCUGCUCCGGGGUUAAAUCACCGAUGUCUGUGCUCGCAUACCAGACAUUGCGCGGCGGACCAUUCGUCCCAGUGGCAAGAGUCGAGCACCGUGUUUCCCGGACAGAAGGAAUGUGCGAUCACCAAUCGGGCAGCUCGUGAUCAUAGUUGCGCUGAGCCAAUCGUCCCAGCUGCCCAGUAACCGGCUCUUAUUCCCAUAUCCAGCUUCGGAGCCAGCUCUCCCCAGAAACAUGUGCCUUUACCACGCGGUCUGUGCCCUGCCCCUUGCGCUGGAGACUCAGCAUUUGCUUUCUAGAUGAUGUAGUGGCCCCCCUUCCAAGUUCCAAGACGGUGAGAACAUAGUCGGGUGCCUUAUUUGAGCGACGCAUCCCUCCACGUGUCAUGUUCGAAUUGUUUCAGUAGCUGAACCUGAGGUCUCCAGCAUUGUUCCCUAUGGGAGCUGAAUAUAUUGGAAUCAGCCAUGCGAAGAAUGGCCUCGAGUCGCACUUAUACAAUUACACGAGUUCUCAAAAUCUGGUCGAGGUGGUCGACACAGAACAUCUGCGCCACAAUGCCGCGGAGGAUCUGAGGGCAGCGGAAUGGAAACCUGGCGUUAAAGAAUGGCUAGUUUUUACCUGUGUCUCUCUGCUGAUGACAAUGGAUGCGUUCAACGCCACAGUAGUCCUUCCUCUGAUAGCACCACUGGGAAGCGCGUUAUGGAUCGAGGCAACGUAUCUUCUCGCCAGUGCUGCAAGUCAGCCUUUUUCGGCCAUGCUUGCUGCCCUUUUCGGGGUAGGGCCCAUUGUGCUCGGUGCCGCUGUACUGGCUACGGUGGGGACUGGUGUGUGUAGCGGCUCCAUGAACCUAGCUUGUCUAGUCCCGGGGCGUUUCGUCCAAGGCAUGGGAUGUGGGGGCGUAAUGGCGACUUCACUCUUGAUGAUGGAUGAAGUCAUCCCAUGUCCGCAUCAAGCCCGAUUUACCGGGUAUAUCUUCCAGGCGCGGGUGGCCGGUGCCAUAUUCGGCCUUAUAUUUGGCGGAGUCCUCAUUGACCACGCUAUCUGGACCUUCUAUGCCAGCUUCGUCUUCUGCGCACUGGGAUUGCUGGUCAUCCCGUUCGCUGUUGAGCUGCGAAGAUACCAGCGCGCGCCAAAAUGCAGGACGGGCGAGCUUGAUUGGCAAGGUGCUGCUUUAAUUUUCAUGGGAAUGGGUUGUCUUCUCAUAGGGAUCAACUGGGGAGGGACCUUGUAUGAGUGGAGUAAUUGGCAUGUGCUGGUACUUCUUAGUGCUGGUGGUGUAUCAAUGCUGGUUCUAGUUCUCUAUGAGCUCUUCUGGGCUGUGCACCCAAUAUUUUCUUCGGCCGUAUUCAACAGCCUUGCAAAGACCAUGCUAUACCUGGGCAGCUUGCUGCAUGGAUUUCUCAUUUCCUGCCAUCUGUUGAACUGUUCCUUGUACCUAAGAUUAGUCAAAGACCUAUCUUCAGCGCUUGAAGGACUCAGCCUGGUCACCAUUGCCAGCCCAGCGUUGAUACUGCUCAUCCUGAUAGAAAAGGUGCGACUGCUGCGAAGUCCCAGCCUGCCCCCUUGGAUGAUCCGAGCCGGGUGGAUGUGCAGUAUUCUGGCGACAGGAUUCUUCAUCAUUCUGGAUUCUGCCACCCCACCCCAAGUAUGGGUCUUCAUAUUCCUUGGCAUGGGAAUCGGCCAUUCCCUCCUUAUCUCAGGGUACCAUCGAAGCGUGCAUAAUGUAACGAGCAACCGCAAAGGGAGAGGAGAGUCAUCGAGGCAAGAUAGUGACCGCUCAGCAUCUGGUAUUCUCAUGUAUUCCGUUCUGCGCACGUGGGGGAUGUGCAUCGCUGUCCCGGUUAGCGGUGCCAUCAUCUUCAACCGGAUUCUCUGGGAAGAGGGAGAAGGAAGCGUGGAUUCGAACACACAAACGGGUGAGAUCUCGCUGUCUGAGCAGGGCAGAGGUCAGAAGAUGAUGCUUGUCCAUGGGUUUCAUAUUCUGUGGCGAGUCAUGGUGGGCGUUUCUGCUCUGGGGGGUCUCAGCUCACUGUUUGUGCGAUAG